This is a messenger RNA of Metopolophium dirhodum (rose-grain aphid), 1453 nucleotides long. RefSeq names its product vacuolar protein sorting-associated protein 26C. The record is from RefSeq and is a predicted model, not a curated record. The coding region runs from base 237 to 1127 and encodes 296 amino acids. Gene Ontology annotation, biological process: intracellular protein transport. Lineage: Eukaryota; Metazoa; Arthropoda; Insecta; Hemiptera; Aphididae. The transcript is spliced from 7 exons. Gene Ontology annotation, cellular component: endosome.
ACGUCUUAAAAUUGCUAUUAAAAUAAUAACACAAUAUUAUAAAGUCGUACCACAGCCGCCUGUUACCCCGUGUCGACUAAUGUAAAAUACAUACAAUUAUACGAAAUAAUAUUAUGUAAACACAUUUUGCAUGUCCGACGGUAGUGCCACAUCAGACUUGCGUCGCGUUACUGUACAACGGAGCUGACCGCCGCCGACUACGGGUUUGCUUCACGGAAUUCCUCGCAACCGUAGCCAUGGCCGUAAACUUGGACAUACAACUGAAGCGGUCGAACAAGGUGUAUCGCGAAGGCGACACGAUCGCCGGGGUGGUGGCCAUCGACACGCCGACGGACGUCAAACACGAAGGCGUCUUCAUGACCAUCGAAGGCACGGUCGACUUACAGAUCAGCACGCAGAACGUAGGCGCUUUUGAUGCUUUCUACAAUUCUGUCAAGCCGGUGCAGUUGAUGAUGUGCUCGUUAGAAAUAGCCCGCGCCGGCCGCUUUCCGAGUGGUAUCACCGAAAUACCGUUUGAAGCGCCAGUCACGCCACUCCUGAACAAAGUGCUGUACGAGUCUUAUCAUGGUGUGUUCAUUAAUGUCCAGUACCUGCUAAAGGCCGUCAUCAAGAGGAAUUUCCUGAACAAGGACAUUCACAAAACGCUAGAGUUUGUCGUCGAAAAUAAUCCAUGCUUAAAUAUGCUGUCGUCUAAAGUGGACAAAUUUGUGAUAAAUCAAAAUACUUUGGCAAAUGUAAAUGAUAGUUCCAACAUACCAAAGUUUCAUAUUGUUGGUUCGAUCGAUUCGGUUAUCUGUUCAAUUAUGCAGCCAUUUACUGGAGAAAUGAAAAUUGAACAUUCUGAUAUCCCCAUUAAAUCAAUAGAUGUACAAUUGGUGCGCGUUGAGACCUGUGGUUGUGCAGAAGGUUUUUCAAAAGAUGCCACUGAAAUUCAAAAUAUUCAAGUUGCUGAAGGAAAUGUAUCAACGGGUAUCUCAAUUCCAAUUUACAUGAUAUUUCCAAGGUUAUUUUCUUGUUCCACCACGAAAACAACAAAUUUUAAAAUAGAGUUUGAAGUCAAUGUUUCUGUUAUUUUUGUAGACGAUCACUUGGUGACUGAAAAUUUUCCAAUCACUCUCUUUCGAUGAACUAUAAAUUGUUACUUGUUAAUACAGUUUUUUGAAAAUAAAAUUUUAAAUGUAUGUUACAAACACAUUUUUAUAUAAAUACAAACAAUAGCUUGCAGGUAUAGAUUGUAUAACCCAUUCACUUGAGUAACAUCACAGAUAAUGGGUUCAUAAAUUCACUAUAACCAUUCUUACAAUACUAUAUGAAAAUAACAGAUUUAUAGUCAUCAAAUUGAAAUAAUAUUAAGUUAUAAGUACGGAUUUUUAUGGCAAUUUGAUCAGUUAAAAACUAACUUUAUUAGUUAUAAAUGUGAUUCAUAUAAUAGAAUAAAUAUACACAAUUUUAA